Molecule: messenger RNA, 4482 nt
Organism: Ambispora gerdemannii
Lineage: Eukaryota; Fungi; Glomeromycota; Glomeromycetes; Archaeosporales; Ambisporaceae
Source: the annotation of a GenBank genome assembly
AUGGCCACACAACUCGGUCGAGAGCAACCACAGGCUGCUCAAGUUCAACACCAGUCUUCUACCCAUAUGAUGAAAACUACAAAGUCAGGAAGACCAUUCGUCAAGGAUAUUCAUGAUUUAUUUUCCACGUUAAUCGUGUCAUUACCGAUGGAUAGUCAUCGGCACAUGUUUCGCAGUUAUCCAAAUACAUUCACCACAGAAGAAGCUGUGUUGAAUUUAAAUAUGGCAAAAAGUGUGUGCCAGACAUUUAUGGAUGCAAAAUUAUUCGAACAUGCGACCGAUUCAACGAAUAGAACCUUUCGCGAUAAAAAUCUAUAUGCAUUAACGCCAAAAGGAGUAUAUGUAUUGGAGAAAUUUAUGAGCCGAAAUGGAAUUGUCGCGAAUAAUUUAUCGAAAAUGUUUGCAUCGUAUUCAUCACCAAUUCGAUUAUAUUUUCUAGAAAGAAAUCCCGACAAUGAUUCAAUAUUAUUGAAUAAAUCUGCCAUAGAGGCGGUAUUUCGACGAUUUCUUGGUCUAUAUCCAAAUGACACAACAUCCGGUAAUAGUAACAAUAAUACUGAAGUGAUAUCCGACUCUUCCUCUAAUUCCUCAAGUGAAAAAGGAGAUCGUAAUUUGGGAAUUGAAUUAAAAGAACGACAACAAAAUCAUAAAACGUAUCGUCAUACAUUUUAUGGAUUAUCCGCGCUGGAUUGGUUAUGUGAUUUUAGCACUGCAAUCGCUCGUGAUGAAGCAAGCAAAAUUGCCAAUGAAUUUUUACGCAUAGGAUUAAUCGAACCAGUUCCAGAGAAAAAGUCAGAGAAACAACAGCAUGAACAAAGAUUUUCACGGAGUACUUUAUAUCAGGUGACUGAUGAAGGUAGAUACAUAGCUGGAUGGGAGUUCGAUUUACAACAAUCCAAUCGUAAUAAUCAUAGCAAUAAUGGAUUACGUGGAAUAUUGAGCAUGGCUAAUUUAAAUAAGGCCGCUGCUGACGCGUCAAUGAUUAGCAGUCAUGGAACAACAUUUACGACAAAAUCACAUAGUAAAGGCAAAAGCAUCGACUCAUUCCCGACAUUAAAACAAGAGUCAAAUACGAAAAGACUCCAGCAAAUUCUCGAAGAUUCAACGCUUUGCUCACUCCUCAUGGAGUUUUUGAAAGCGAAUUUCUGUGAAGAGAAUUUAAUAUUUUUAUUGGACGUAAAAAAUUUUAAAUCGAAAUACGGGAAUCAGCUGAACGAAACAGAACAGAAAAAUUUAAUUUCUGACGUUUUUCGAAUUUAUAAUAAUUACUUGGCACCCGUUUGUCCAAUUGAACUUAAUAUCGAACAUUCUCUGAAACAGCAGAUUACACAAUAUAUGACCUCGAUUGAAUCACAUGAUCAACAAUCAACAUCACCUGAACCUCCACCAAUCACUGUUAAUCUAUACGAUAAACUUGAGGAUACAAUCUUUCGAUUAUUGGCGUCGGAUUCUAUCCCAAGAUUUAUACGCACCGAUAAAUAUCUAAAUGCAGUGUAUGGCGCAAGUGCUGCGACAUCAAGUUCACCUCCGAAAAAUUCAUCAAGAUCAAUUACACCCGAAUCACAAAUGGCGACUACGUAUACUCGUCCCCUGCAGCCCCAAAAGCGUGUGAAACUCGUAUCAACUUGUGAUAAUUGUAAGACUCGCAAAGUGAGAUGCGACAAAGUGCGUCCUUCUUGCGGUGCAUGCACAAAGACCGCACGAAAUUGUAGCUAUGUGUAUUCUGCACAUUCACAAAUGCUCCGAGAAAGUGGAGGUAACGGAGCAGCAGCGAACAGAGCACAACAAAUGCAAGAAAAGCUAAACGAACUUCAAAGGACACAAGAACGUAAAAUUGAUCAAACACAGAAUUUCAUUUCAAUGUUUAUGCGAGGCUAUGAAGCUGACGUGAAUAACCAAGAAACGUUUCAGGGAUUUUUCUUGAGACCAGAGUUGCAACCACUGCAGCAGCAGCAGGAGAAUCCGAUUCCUAUGAGUCAAGGACUAGCACAAGCUGUUUUACAGCAUUCAACAGAGAUUGCUUCGAAAAUUCACAGAAUUACUGAACAGUGUGAGGUACCACCCGAAUUAUUGUCACAGCCACCAUCCCAAGAAAUAAAUCAAUCAAUAGUUCCGAACGAACAAUUGCGAAUCCACGAACUCACCACCGCUUUCGAAGAAUUAAACAUUUAUCAAUCGACGAGGUAUAUUGGAGAAGGAUCUUUGUUGUUGAUAGGUGAUGAGGAUGAUAAUAAGGAAAAAUUCAUUCCGCAAGGUGAACAAGAUCUAUCGGCUGUUCGGGAAUCACUUAAAUAUCUACCAGAUCCUGAAACAGUUGAUUAUUUAAUCUCAUUGUAUUAUCAGCAUCUUCAUCGAUAUACGCCUUUUCUUCGAAAGCAAGUGGUUCGCAAUGCACUGCAAAAUCUUUCAAAACCACAACACUUGCUCUUACUUAAUUGCGUAUUUUUCGCCGCAUCGCCUUUCCACGAAGAUCCAGCAAGAAAAGACGGGCGAGUUUAUUUUGAACGUGCUGAAGCCCUUCUGUUUGAAUAUUGUCGCACGCAACCACAUGUUCUCACCGUUAUCGCGACUGUUCUUUUGGGGCAUCAUAAUAAACAGCCGGUUGCAGGUUGGAUGUAUAACGGCAUCGCCACUAAAAUGUUGUUUGAACUUGGAUUGCAUCGUAAAAUGAAAAAUGUCAAGAUAAAGCUGGUAAAUGAAGUAGCACGAUUGAGAAAUGAAGCCUUUUGGAUAACAUUUAUUUCCGAAAAUUUCAUAUCAGCUGCCUAUGGCCGACCAAACAUGAUAGAAGAGAAUGAUUGUGACGUUGAUGAGUUGGAAUUACCGGAUGAUCUAAAUCCACCUGAUGAAGAUUCUCGAUUAUAUAUUGCUUUUGUCUAUUGUGCAAUGCUCAAUAGAAUCUGUGUUAAAGUGCGUAAAUAUAUGCACAACGCGUCACGGAUGAAGUUGAUACAAGAAGAUGAAAAUAAAUUUAGAUUAUUGGAUGCUCAACUUGGAAAUUGGUUCCAAGGGCUCCCACAAUGGCUUACUUUCACUGAAAUGUCGAAGGAUCUCAAUGGAAGUUUGUUGAAUGGCAUUGGAGGUGACCUGCAUCUCUUUUUCUAUACCGUUCUUAUACUUCUCCAUAGUCGACACCUUAAAACUCAGGGUGGUGCAUAUUCAGAGUAUACAAUUUAUCCACCGAACGCACCUGUGACAUGCACCCAAGCAGCAAAAAUUAUCGUUACUUGGCUUGACAUCUUAUUAUCAAAUGUCCCGGAAUUUUUCGCACAUAGUAUCUGUGGACCAUUUGCCAUAAAUCCAGCAAUGAGAGUAUUUCGUUGGAAUGCGCAGCAUGGACCAGAUGCUAAUGAUCCACGCGCUGCAGAAGUAAAUCAAAAAAUGGUAGAGAAUCUCGAAACUAUUAAAGUACGAGUUGCUGAGAUUUCACGUAAAUAUGAUAGAGGACGAGAGAAUGGAGACAACCAAAAUAGCUCAUAUAGUUCGACAUUCAUGUGGUUGGGCAAUCCCGAUUCUGGAAAUGUUGAGGAGGGAUUUGAUAUUGGUCAACGUGAAGGUGAAGUAUAUAUCGCUGACAAUGAUUCAGAAUUGAGAAGUCAAUACCGAAAAAUUACUUGGAAGACAACAGGAUCUUCUUUCGGGAGGAGAAGAUCAACACGCGGAAGCUCAAUUGGUGGAGGAAGUCGACAAAUGAGUUGGACCUCAAUAUCAGGAUCAAGUCAAAAUCGACAGAUGAGUUGGACAUCAAAUGCUGGUCCAAGUCGGAGGAUGAGUAGUUACUCGUCAACAAAAUGUUAUGCUAAUGGUGGUGUUAAUCGAUGGUAUACAAUGCAAUCAGGGCCACUCAACGAAGAACCUCAAAGUUUCACUGAUGAAGAUUUGAAUUUCACGUUUCUCACUGAUAAGAAAAUUGAAUUUUCUUCUUAUGAUCAACAACAAUCACCUGAUAUAGUUGAAGUGGAAGAAAGACAAAAAAGGGAACAAGAAUUAUUUGAACCUGAUGACUCAUCAACCUCAUCCAAUUACAUUUCCCCACAAUUAUCAUCAUCAACUUAUAGUAGUCCAUUAUUAUUGGACAGAGAUUCAAUUAUAUCAUCUCCAUCAAGUGCUGCAACUACCACUAAUACCGAAAGAACUGUACGACCACAUGAAAUAGAAAAAAAUCAAAGUCAAGCUUCAGGUGAUUUACAGCAACAGUUAACAUCACAACCACCACUAAUACAACAAUCAGAACAGGGAGGAACUCAACAACAACAAUAUUAUGACUUUUCAUAUGUAAUAUGGUCACCACCUGUGCAAAUACGAAAUCCAUUACGAACUACAUCUAAUUCUUCGUCUACUUCAGUGAUGCCUACUCCACCAUUAGGUCCGAACGAUGAGGAAUUAUUUGGACCAUCACUGGACGAUUUCGCCGAUGACGGAUUUUGGGAUGUCCUAAAGAAUGCGGGUGGUCUCCAUGACGAUGAUCUACUUUCACAUUGA